Corylus avellana is the source of this 2252-nucleotide messenger RNA. Its product is annotated as indole-3-acetic acid-amido synthetase GH3.17. Lineage: Eukaryota; Viridiplantae; Streptophyta; Magnoliopsida; Fagales; Betulaceae. Gene Ontology annotation, cellular component: cytoplasm. The record is from RefSeq and is a predicted model, not a curated record. Gene Ontology annotation, molecular function: acid-amino acid ligase activity.
UAGAGAGAAAAAAAGCCUUUUAAAUAUGAGAGAACCCCCUGUAAGUUGUUAUGUACACUUUCUUUAGAACAUUCUCACGGUCCACGCUUUUGCUGAGGCAGUGUUGUAAAAUUCAGUUCAACAGAAAGAAAGGCUACAGCUUUUGGUCUUAUCUUAUCUGAUCGAUCGAGCAAACUCACCAUCACCAUUCAAUUAUUUGAUCAAGAACUAUCACAGCACAAUUCUUUGGAACUCAUAAUUCAUGCCAAACUACAGUUAAUUGGUGACAAGUUCUAGAGCUGCCAAAAGCUCUUAUUCCCAAGGAUGUUGCCAAGGUAUGAUCCAAAUGACAAUGAAGCUGGCAUGAAGCUUUUGGAAGACCUGACCACAAAUGCGCACCAAGUGCAACAACAGGUAUUAGAGAAGAUACUAACUCAAAAUGUUCACACAGAAUAUCUUAGGAGCUUUCUCAAUGGCCAUUCCAAUAAGAAACUUUUCAAGGAGAAAGUUCCUGUUGUGAAUUAUGAAGAUAUCAAACCUUACAUCGAGCGGAUUGCCAAUGGAGAGCCAUCAGAGAUCAUUUCAGCUCAACCCAUCACCGAGCUCCUCACAAGCUCAGGAACUUCAGGUGGGCAGCCAAAAAUGAUGCCUUCAACUGCUGAAGACUUGGACAGAAAAACAUUCUUCUACAAUAUCCUUAUGCCUGUGAUGAACAAGUAUGUGGAUGGGUUGGAUCAAGGAAAAGCAAUGUACCUUCUGUUUAUCAAACCAGAAAUUAUUGCUCCUUCUGGUUUAAUGGCAAGCCCUGUCCUAACAAGCUAUUACAAGAGCAAUAAUUUCAGAAACCGCCCUUUCAAUCGGUUCAAUGUGUACACGAGCCCAGACGAGGCUAUCCUGUGUCCAGACAACAAACAGAGCAUGUACUGCCAAUUACUUUGUGGUUUAGUACAGAGGGACGAGGUUCUAAGGGUUGGUGCUGUUUUUGCUUCCGCUUUCCUGCGGGCUAUCAAAUGCUUAGAGGAUUACUGGAGAGAGCUGUGUUCUAAUAUUAGAACCGGUCAUGUCAGUGACUGGAUCACCAACCCCAGUUGUAGAAACGCUGUAUCUUUAAUCCUUAGCAAACCCAAUUCAGAUUUGGCUGAUUUGAUCGAGCAAGAGUGUGGCAGGAAAUCAUGGGAAGGUAUAAUAAAAAGGGUUUGGCCUAGAACCAAGUACAUUGAAGUCAUUGUAACAGGGUCUAUGGCCCAAUACAUCCCGACGCUUGAAUUUUACAGCGGUGGACUCCCUUUAGUGUCAACUAUGUAUGCUUCUUCUGAAUGCUACCUUGGUAUCAAUUUCAAACCGCUCAGCAAGCCAUCUGAUGUGUCUUACACACUUCUCCCUAACAUGGCUUACUUUGAGUUCCUACAUGUGGAGAAAAACCAUGAACAGGUGUCUGAGGAGAUCCAAUGCAAUACUACUGUUUCUGAUAAAAAUUGCACGCAGAAAGAGUAUAAAAAGGAAAGAAUGGAAUUAGUGGAUCUAGUGGACGUGAAGCUUGGUCACUAUUACGAACUUGUCGUCACGACUUUUACAGGCCUAUACAGAUACAGAGUUGGAGACGUUCUCAUGGUUACUGGUUUCCACAACAAAGCUCCUCAGUUCCGGUUUGUGCACCGUCGAAAUGUGGUUUUAAGCAUCGACACUGACAAAACAAAUGAAGACGACCUGUUGAAUGCAGUGACACAAGCAAAGUGCCUGCUUGAGCCGCUCGGCUUCCUCCUGACUGAGUACACUAGCUAUGCUGACACUUCAUCGAUCCCAGGUCAUUAUGUACUAUUUUGGGAGCUUAAAAUGAAAGGAAAUAAUGAUUUGCCAGAGCUUGAUGAGGCUAUAAUGGAACAAUGCUGCUCCAUAGUGGAAGAUUCACUGGAUUAUGUCUAUAGGAGAUGCAGGAAAAAGGAUAAUUCAAUUGGACCCUUAGAGAUAAGGGUGGUGAAGCAUGGGACAUUUGAUGCAUUGAUGGAUCUUUGUGUGUCUCAAGGGUCUUCUGUCAACCAAUACAAGACUCCCAGGUGCAUUAAAUCAGAGGAAGCCUUUAAUAUUUUGGAUGCAAGAGUUGUGGGAAGGUUUUUCAGCAAAAAUGUUCCUUUUUAGGAGCCAUUUAGGAUGUAAGUAAAACUAAAUAAAAUGAGAAUGACACGGUUGUCAGUGGUGACUUUUCAUUGUUUUUGCUAAAUUCUGGAGGUUAAUUUUCCGGCACUGAUGCCAGGAAUCCUUUCAGACUUGAUUUG